Macadamia integrifolia is the source of this 1772-nucleotide messenger RNA. Its product is annotated as UPF0481 protein At3g47200-like. NCBI's taxonomy places the organism in Eukaryota, Viridiplantae, Streptophyta, Magnoliopsida, Proteales, Proteaceae. The record is from RefSeq and is a predicted model, not a curated record. The transcript is spliced from 2 exons. The coding region runs from base 191 to 1543 and encodes 450 amino acids.
ACACAAAGAACCCAUAAAGAUGUCCAUUGCGGUUAUCCUUGCCUUGGAACUACUUCCCACGUAAAAUUAAAUUCAAAAGAGAAGGCACCUGAUCCCAUUACUAUUUGUCUAAUGGCUGGCAUCAAGGAAACCUACUUAAUUUGGUGUCCAUGGAAGAAGGUCGAUCAAAAGAGUUGGUUAGUGUGAGAGGAUGGCUUCUGUUAGCAUAGAGAGAUCAAGCUCCGAACCAGAGUGGUUGCUAUCGAUACUUGCCGAUGGCCACCGGCAAGAAACACUGGAGUCUCAAAUAAAGCCCAGAAUACAAAAGGUUCCUGCAAUUCUGCGUGACAUCAACUCACAUGGGGAUUCUUUUGAUCCUAUGGUGGUCUCCUUUGGUCCUUAUCACCAUGGCAAUCCAAAACUUGCUUUGGUGGAGAAGCUCAAGAUCACAAUAGCAAAGCAAUUAGUUUUGGGAAAAGACCCCAAAGAAUUCUUCAAAUUUGAUGAGGUAGCCCGUGAUGCAAGGACGUAUUAUGAUGAGGAAUCAACUGCUCGGUUUAGUGAUGAAGAAUUCACUCGUAUGAUGUUCUUGGAUGGUUGCCUUCUCCUCUAUUCCAUUGAUUGUAUAAUGAAAGAAAACCUUCCUGAGGAUUCAAAGAUCAGGAACAACCAAAUGGCUUUCAUCUCAAGGGACAUUCUCUUGCUUGAGAAUCAACUCCCCUAUGUAGCUCUUCAGGCCUUGAUGAGGUUGAAUAUCCCUGGAGAUGAAGGAGAACAGUUGGUCCAUAAAUACAUCAUGAAGCAAGCUACAGGCUCCGUCAUAAGCCAUCACCACUCGUCCGAGAAACAGGACAAGGAUCAACCUCCUCAUCUCCUUCACCUACUCAGGAAAGAGCUUAUUGGUACACCACCACCGAAUCAUGAGCCUUCGAUGGAUGAAUUCGAUGACUGGCAUUCGUUUCGUUCUGUCUCAGAGCUUAAGGCCGGGGGAAUCAAUUGCAAGAAAAGUAGCAGUUCAAGCUUGAAGAAUGUACGUUUCAAAGCUCAGAGCUUUCAUGGAGAUCUAUCACUUCCUCCAAUUGUUGUGGAUGACAUUACCAAGUCUUUGUUCUUGAACUUGGUUGCCUAUGAAGCAUGUCCUGAUUUUCCUAAUGAUUAUGCGGUUACCUCUUAUGUUUGUUUCAUGGAUGCACUCAUUGAUCAUUCUGAAGAUGUUAAGCUUCUUAGAUCAAAGGGGAUACUCCUUAACUUACUUGGAAGUGAUGAAAAGGUGGCUGAUCUCUUCAAUGAUUUGGCAACCAAUUUGGUUCCAAACCCAUAUGAGUACCGUGAAGUUAAGGGAAGUAUUGAGAAAUAUUAUAAGAAAAAAAGAGUUAUUUGGAUGACAGAAAUGUUGGAAACACAUUUUAGAAGCCCUUGGACUGCUGUUGGUUUCUUUGUUGCUAUGGUUAUUAUUCUUCUCACCUUUGUUCAAUCUUACUUUUCAAUCUUCCCUAGAGGUGGUGGUGGUGGAGAUCAACAACGUUCAAGAGCUCCUGCUAGGAAAAUUCCUUAUAACUACUAGUCAUGAUGCUACACAUUACAGUACAGCUAAUGAAACCCUAUUUGUGGUGUUGAAAUGGAUAUUUAUUUAUUUAUUUAUUCUCUUUAUGUUUAAAUCACUAUAUUGGAUUGUUAACUUCUAAUAAGAUUUAAGUUUUCCUUGAUAGAUCAGCUCCUUGGGUUCCUUGAAACAAUGUUAAAAGAAGUGGUUAAAAAGAAUUAUGAAUGGCAAUCUUUAGCUUGUGGUGCAA